AUGGCUUCACAGACCAAAACGUACAUUGUCGAACACCUCGACCCAGAGCUCGGUCCAUGGUCAGAACUGGAAUACAUGGCCAUUGCUCGUGAGUCUCAAGCGGCCGGUGCGAAAUUCUGUCUCUCUUCUCUCCCGCCCACAUUCAAGGUACCGGACAGCUUGCAAGCAUUGCCCUCCUUUACAGCAGAGACUAGAGGCGUCGAAGAGCUGUACGCGAACGACAAGGCACGCGUGUGCCUGCUUGAUCCGGCUGCCGCAAGCGAUCUCUCUCCGGAGGAUGGAGACAAGUUCGAUGUGUUUCUAUUUGGUGGAAUUCUGGGAGACGACCCUCCAAGAGAUAGAACCUCGGAGCUGCGCAAGAAAGGAUUCGAGGGUCGCCGACUUGGCCCAGUGCAAAUGACCACCGACACUGCGGUGAGAGUCACCCGCCUUGUCGUUCAGGGCAAAACGCCCCUCCACGACAUCCCCUACCUCGAUCACCCAGAACUCAAGUUCAACGAGCACGAGAGCACCCAGAUGCCUUUUCGCUACGUCAAAGGAGACGACGGAAAGCCCGUCAUGCCUGAGGGUAUGAUAGAUCUGAUUAGGAAGGAUUCCGACAAAGCAAUUGAUGAUCUGUUUUGA
Messenger RNA from Canariomyces notabilis, 624 nucleotides. Its product is annotated as DUF431-domain-containing protein. Bases 1 to 624 code for a protein of 207 amino acids. The transcript is spliced from 5 exons. The record is from RefSeq and is a predicted model, not a curated record. Gene Ontology annotation, molecular function: protein-arginine omega-N monomethyltransferase activity. Lineage: Eukaryota; Fungi; Ascomycota; Sordariomycetes; Sordariales; Chaetomiaceae. Gene Ontology annotation, biological process: peptidyl-arginine methylation.